Molecule: messenger RNA, 2471 nt
Organism: Scomber japonicus (chub mackerel)
Lineage: Eukaryota; Metazoa; Chordata; Actinopteri; Scombriformes; Scombridae
Gene: eif2a
Product: eukaryotic translation initiation factor 2A
Exons: 16
Coding region: 33-1772 (579 amino acids)
Biological process (GO): translational initiation
Cellular component (GO): cytosolic small ribosomal subunit
Molecular function (GO): protein binding; translation initiation factor activity; ribosome binding
Source: RefSeq, a predicted model, not a curated record
CAACUGGACUCCUUCUUCCUGCACACGUAAACAUGGCGCCCCCCAUCCCGCUGUUAGCAGUGCGAGCAUCAGACGGUACGUCUCUGCUCUGCGGACCUCCCAACUGUGAGCAGCACUCAGCUUUCCAGAGGGACUCUCGGGUCAGCAGGUGUGUGACCUUCAGCAGAGAUGGGACGCUGUUCGGCUGGUGCAACGGACAGAGCGUCUCCGUGGUGAAAUGCUCGGACGGCUCCGUGGUGUCGACCUUUGACCUCCCAAAGACGGCUCUGCUGGACUUCUCUCCUCUCAGCAACGUUCUGGUCACCUGGCAACCGUACAGCAAGACCCAGGACUCUCCUCAGGGUGACGCUAACCUCCAGCUGUGGGAGCUCUCGAGCGGCCGUCUGAUUAAAUCUUUGUACCAGAAGAAAGUCGACAACUGGUGUCCCAGCUGGUCUGAAGACGAGCAGAUCGCCGUGAGGAGCGUGAACAACGAGCUGCACUUCUACGAGAACAAUGACUUCAACACCAUCGCCAACAAGCUCCACAUGCAGAAGGUGUCGGACUUCUCGUUGUCACCUGGAGGUCAGCCCAGCAAGGUUGCCGUCUACGUGCCGGGCAGUAAAGGGGCGCCGUCGUUCGUGCGCCUGUACCAGUACCCGGUGCUGGGGGGUCCGUCUGCAGCGCUCGCCAACAAGAGCUUCUUCAAGGCCGACAGGGUCACCAUGCAGUGGAACAAGAAAGCCUCGGCCGUGGUGGUGACAGCGAGCACCGAAGUGGAUAAAACUGGAGCUUCUUAUUACGGCGAGCAGACGCUGCAUUACCUCGCUGUGAAUGGAGAGACGGCGCUGGUUCAACUGUUGAAGAACGGUCCGAUCUACGAUGUGACGUGGAGUCCGAACUCUGCGGAGUUCUGCGUAGUUUACGGCUUCAUGCCGGCCAAGGCCACCAUCUUUAACCUCAAAUGUGACCCGGUGUUCGACUUCGGGACCGGACCGCGAAACGCCGCCUACUACAGUCCGCAGGGUCACAUCCUGGUGCUGGCCGGCUUCGGGAACCUGCGAGGUCAGAUGGAGGUCUGGGACACGAAGAAGUACAAACAGGUUUCUAAACCUCAGGCUCCGGACGCCACACACUUCUCCUGGUGCCCCGACGGAGAGCACGUCGUCACGGCAACGUGCUCGCCGCGGCUGCGUGUCAGUAACGGUUAUAAGAUCUGGCACUACACCGGCUCCGUGCUGCACCAGUGGGACGUGGCGGCGGGCUCGGAGCUGUGGGAGGUCCGCUGGCAGCCGUUCCCCGCGGGCACCUUCCCCCCCCGCGGAGUCACCUACCAGGCGGCUCCCAGCACGCUCGGCAGCACCCAGGCCCCGCCCACCCAGGCCUACCGCCCCCCCGCCCUCAGGCACCUGCCCGCCACGCCCAGCGCCAAACUGCAUGAAGAAGAACCGCCGCAGAACAUGAGAACCGGAACCGGAGAGAAGAACGUCUCCAAGACGGCUCUGAAGAACCAGAGGAAGAGAGAGGCCAAGAAGGCUGCUAAACAGGAGGCGAAGGCGGACCCCGAGCCUCCCUCUGACCCCGCCCCCGUCAGAAACAACCAAUCAGAGCCGACCUGCGGCGACCCGGAAACAGACAAGAAGAUAAAGAACGUAAAGAAGAAACUGAAGGCCAUUGAGGAGCUGAAGGAGCAGCAGGCGUCUGGAAAAGUCCUGCAGAAAAACCAGCUGGAGAAAGUCCAGAAGGAGGAGCAGCUGCUGAAGGAGCUGGAGGAGCUGCAGUUAGGACAGUAGGAGGAGGAAGAGCGACGGUCCACGCCUCCAGACCUCACCACACACACACACACACACACACACACACACACACACAUACAUACACACACACACACACACACACACACACACACACACACACACACACACAGCUGGUGGUGUGUGUGUGUGUUAGAAACACUGAGGACUUUUUUGUUGCACUUAAACAGACUGAGAGUUUGACCUGCGUCUGAACGCUAACAUGUUUUCUCCUCACCUGUCAAUCACCAGGGGGCGGGGUUUAUCUGAGAGGGGCGGGGUUUGUCAGAGAGGCGUGGCCACAGCGAGAACUUGAUUGGAUGUUUUAGUUUUUCUGUUUUCAUUUCAUUUUGACUGAAAACAUCAAAUUCAUUCCUUCCUUUUGUCCCUGUUUUGAGAAUGUCACAAGGCAUUCUGGGAAAUGUAGUCCAGAGGAAGCAGAGUGAGGUCACUGGAUUCACAGACGGGAAACAGGAAAUGUUCUUCUUUAAAGGAGCCGUCUAAAUGCUGGAUCGUCCCUUUAACUGUGAUCAGCUGAUUCUGCUCCGACAUCAAAUUGAAAUCAGUCCAUUGAAGCCCUGUUGCUAUGCAACAUCUGUACAGAUGCUGAAGCCUUUGACAGUGUUAUUUUCAGAAUAAAAGCCUCAUUGCCAUGCUUCACUGCUUUCUGAUGAAAACUAAUAAACUUUGUUUGUGAUCCAA